Molecule: messenger RNA, 414 nt
Organism: Megalops cyprinoides (Indo-Pacific tarpon)
Lineage: Eukaryota; Metazoa; Chordata; Actinopteri; Elopiformes; Megalopidae
Product: retinoid-binding protein 7-like
Exons: 4
Coding region: 7-414 (135 amino acids)
Biological process (GO): fatty acid transport
Cellular component (GO): nucleus; cytosol
Molecular function (GO): fatty acid binding
Source: RefSeq, a predicted model, not a curated record
AUCACCAUGCCUGUCGACUACAAUGGCACCUGGAACAUGGUCAGCAAUGAGAACUUCGAAGGUUGGAUGCUUGCAAUUGGUAUUGACUACCCAACACGGAAGAUUGCCAAUUUUCUGAAGCCACAGAAGGUCAUUGAGCAAAAUGGGGAUAAUUUCACCAUGAAGACUGUCAGCACCUUUAGGAACUAUAAUUCCACUUUUAAGAUGGGGGAGGAGUUUGAGGAAGUGACUAAAGGAUUGGACAACAGGACAUGCCAGACCGUGGUGAACUGGGAAGGUGACAAGAUAGUUUGCGUGCAGAAGGGAGAGAAGAACAAUCGUGGCUGGACACACUGGAUUGACGGAGAUCAGCUCUACCUGGAGCUGCGCUGUGAGGAUCAAGUCUGCAGACAGAUUUAUAAGAAGAGUCCGUGA